UCGAGUCUAUACAGGGGCCAAAGUGUAAUUUGAUCAAAUUAUUUUAAAAAAACAAAUCAGAUAGAGAGAGAAACAAAGUAAUAAACGCGAAGCCUCUGGAUUCUCUUUCUAUCUUUUUUUUUUAAAUUUAAAAAAGCAUGGUUCCACCAAUGAGAAGCCACCAAGUGUUAGUGGGUUUAGGGUUCCAAGCCGAAAUCCACGGGAAAAUGGAGUCCUUGUCUGCAAAAUUGACUCCACCAGAAUUCCCACUCCCUCUCCGGCCAAAAAACCAAACUGCGAGGAAAAAACUCAUCAAGUGGAGAAAGGAAAAAAAGGAAAAAAAGAAAAAGAUUAGAGCUUUUCGUCUCUGUCUGUGCGUUGAAGUUGCAGAGAUCCAGAGGUUUCCGAAAUGGGCUUAAUUUCAAACUUGUUGAAGGAGAAGAAGCAUUCCCAGUUCAUCAAAAAGCUCAUUCCAUGGACUAUUUACGCCCUUCUUCCCAUAGCCCUCUUCCGACUAUACUUCCAUCCCAUCCAUCUUCCAGAUUCCUCCAUUGAUCAAAUAACCCAAAUCGCCGUUUCAUCAUCCUCUUCUUCUUCUUCUUCUCUCUCACCUCCUCCUUCCUCUGUUCGCGAAGAGGAAGUAAAUGCGAUUAAUGAAACUCCAUGCGACUACACCGACGGGAAAUGGGUCCCCGACAAGUUGGGACCUUUAUACAAUGGCUCGACCUGCGGUACAAUCAAAGAAGCCCAAAAUUGCAUCGCCCAUGGCCGCUCUGACUUGGGGUUUCUCUACUGGCGGUGGAAGCCCCACAGAUGCAGCCUCCCGAGGUUCGACCCCAACAAAUUUCUCCACCUCAUGACCCACAAACAUAUCACCUUCAUCGGCGAUUCCAUGGCCAGAAACCAACUCGAAUCGCUCCUCUGUUUACUGUCCUCUGUUUCCACUCCUAAACUCCUCUUCAGAGACGGCGACGACAACAAGUUUCGAAAAUGGUAUUUCCCCUCUCAUAAUCUCACGCUCUCCGUCUACUGGUCGCCGUUUCUGGUCGACGGUAUAGAAAAAUCAAACACCGGCCCCAAUCACAACAAGCUCUUCCUGAACCGCGUGAAUGAGAAAUGGGGCGCCGAUUUGGACGAUUUCCACGCGGUGGUGUUCUCAAUCGGCCAUUGGUAUCUCCAUCCGGCGGUGUAUUUCGAAGGGGACGACGACUCGUCAUCCGUAAUGGGGUGCCAUUAUUGCCCUGGUUUAAACCACACGGAAAUCGGCUUUUACGACGCCCUGAGAAAGGCCUUGCGGACCACAUUUCAGACCAUAAUCGACAGGGGCAACGAAAUGGACGUGUUUUUGGCGACAUUCUCGCCAUCCCACUUCGAGGGGGAGUGGGACAAGGCCGGGGCGUGCCCCAAGACGCAGCCUUUCGAGGAAAACGAGAAGAAAUUGGAGGGAAUGGAGAAGGAAAUAAGGGAAAUAGAAGCAGAGGAAGUGGAAGAGGCAAAAGCGAGAGGGAAGCAAAUUGGUGGGCUGAGAAUCGAGGCGUUGGACGUGACGAAGAUAUCGCUGUUGAGGCCUGAUGGGCAUCCGGGGCCUUAUAUGCAUCCAUUUCCUUACGCCAAUGGCGUUGGGGAUCGUGUUCAGAAUGACUGUGUUCAUUGGUGCUUGCCUGGGCCUGUCGACACUUGGAAUCAAAUACUUCUCCACAUUCUCAACAGAGGGAGAUCACAGUGAGACUCUGCCUCAGGGCAUUCAAAUUUCAUUACAUUUAUCAAACAUUAUUAUACUUGUUUAAUUCUCAAAUCUCAAUCAAUCCAAAUUCUUUUGAAUUUUUCCUUGUGUUGUUCUGAAGGAUAGAGCUUUUUUUAUCGUGUAAGACAGCUUCGAGCUUCACUUUGUACUGUGUGAAACGUACAAAAGUGAAUUCAUUAUGAAAGGUAUUGAUGGCUUGGUUUUGGA
Molecule: messenger RNA, 1930 nt
Organism: Momordica charantia (bitter melon)
Lineage: Eukaryota; Viridiplantae; Streptophyta; Magnoliopsida; Cucurbitales; Cucurbitaceae
Gene: TBL27
Product: TRICHOME BIREFRINGENCE-LIKE 27
Cellular component (GO): Golgi apparatus
Molecular function (GO): O-acetyltransferase activity
Source: RefSeq, a predicted model, not a curated record